UCGGAGCCGCUGUGUCCCCGGUCUGGCACGUUCCUAGCCAAAUUCUCCACGGUGUAAAAUUGGAUCCCCCCUUUUUCACAAAACCAAAAAUUAUCCCCUCUUCAAUCCCCUGCAACCGCUUACACGUUUCCAGCUUAACACACAUCUCCAAAUCUCCAGCAGACACCUCUGAAGAUGGCGGUGGUAAGCGGGACGUCGGGGUCGGCUGUAGCCCGGCUGGAGGGCCGAGAAUUCGAGUAUCUGAUGAAGAAAAGGUCGGUGACCAUCGGCCGGAACUCCUCGCAGGGUUCGGUGGACGUCAGCAUGGGACACUCAAGCUUCAUCUCCCGGCGGCACCUCGAAAUAUUCACCGCGGGAGAAGAUGGCACCGGCACGGGAGAAUUUUACCUCCGCUGCCUUGGGAAAAACGGGGUGUUUGUUGACGGGGUAUUCCAGAGAAGAGGGGCUCCACCUCUCCAGCUCCCACGAAUGUGUUGUUUCCGGUUCCCCAGCACAAGUAUAAAGAUCACGUUCACUGCCCUGUCCAGUGACAAGAAGGAGCCAAGGAACGUGCCGGAAUCACCGGUCAAGCCAGUCCAACCCCAAAUUUCCCCACUGACCAUCAACAUUCCUGACAACAUCGCCCACCUCAUGAGCCCACUGCCUUCACCUACUGGCACCAUCAGUGCUGCAAACUCCUGUCCAUCAAGUCCGCGGGGGGCGGGGCUCUCCAGCUACAGGACAAGCCGUGUUCUGGCUUCUGACCUAAUAGGAGACAACUCCCAUUCAGAAAACGACAAAGAAGCCUCAGGUGAAGACAGCCCAAAGGAUGACUCCAAACCUCCGUAUUCAUAUGCACAACUAAUAGUCCAAGCUAUCACCAUGGCCACGGAUAAACAGCUAACGCUGAAUGGAAUAUACACCCACAUCACCAAGAACUACCCCUACUACAGAACAGCUGAUAAAGGCUGGCAGCUACCAGCCGUUGCAAACCCUCUUCAUCUCCUGGCGGCCCACGCCUCAGCCUCGGCGUCCCUCCCUACCAAGAGGCAGAACGGAGAACUGCAAGACCAACCCGAAUCGAAGAGGGUGAAAACGGAGGAGAAAGGGCAUGGCGACGCAGCAGCCGCCAACAAUAACGGCACCACGGACAGAGCCGGAGAAGGGAGGGUCAGUGAACAGAUCGGGGACAAGUAGCCUUCCCCCCCCACGGUCUGCAUCCUGACCCCUGCUCUCCUGUACGCAUUGAGCCUCACCCCCUUCCACACUGUAACCCCACCCCCUUCCUACCCGGUUAUCAUCUACUCCAAGGUGCCAAAAAGACAAGAGAUGUGGAAACACCUGCAGGACUACAGAAUGUUCAAAACCUCCUCCUCCUCAACCCCCAGUCUUCUUCCAUAUAUUUAAGACCAUGAAAUACGAUGCAAAAACUACAGACCAAAUUGAAAAUGGAAUCAAAGAGUUGCUGAUGACUGUGAAUCCCCGAAGUUUGAGACCCAGAUGGCAAGAAGAAGCACCGGAAGAAAAGCCGAUUUUAAAAAUCCCGAUUUUCCAGAUCAGAAGUGACUUAUUGGACAGGCGAGGAGUUCUGAAACUCCCCAAAGAUGGAACCGAGCCUCAUCCUGGUAGCAUUACAGACAAGCGCUUAACUGUGUGUCGGAUAGAAAAAGCAACCAAGUGAAAUCACCAGUAGUGUAUUCCGCAAAGGGACGUGUGUGUAUGUACGUGUGGACAUUCCCAUCUUCGGCAGCUAGCCUCCAUGUCGACCUACCUAACCCAGUCGUGAGUAGAUAUGCAGUAUUCUGUUGUACAAGUGUAUCUUUGGAUCUUUUUUGAGUGUUUCUCCGUUUCCCAAGGCACAGAUAUUAUCUAGUAAUAAUUAAGAUAACUGAAAGCUAUAAGUGGGGUCUUUAAGAACAUUUAAACAUGAUAUUUUGGGAAGCCUUUUAUUUUUGUUUUUUGUAUGUGGACUCUUUGUUCAGUGAAAUGAAUGUAGUCUCCUCUUUUCCUUUUUAAAGAAAACACUAUCUAUGGAGUGGAUGUUCUUUAUUUCUGCUCAUUCAUGCAAAUGAAAUUUCUUUAUCACUGUACAUCUACAAAUUUUUUUCAUAUUUUACAAAUAUCCUAUGAGAUAAAAAGUAUAUUCCCAUGCGUAUUUGACCAUAUGCUUCAUCGAGCUUGCAUGUUACGGAUCUAGAGACAAUGUACUUGAGCAGAUUAUCUGAAUAUGGAACUGAAGAAAAUUUAGACUGAAUCUACGCUAUAUGAUUCUGACCAGUGCUGCACUUAACCCUCUUCGUCUGUUUUUGUUUUCCGUUUUUAAAUAUUAAUUUGCUCUUUUUUUUUUUUUUUUUCCUCCCCUGUCAUCAUGGGCUGUGUUUAUUACCUUUUGUGUUGAAGUUGGCAGUCUCUUUGCUUGAUUAUUUUAUUCUGUUCAGGCUGCUAAAGUCUAUUCGGAUUGUAUUCUAUGUUACACAAGGAAAAACAAGCGAUAGGUGUUUGUUCUGCUUCAGUGGGUAAAUGCUUUUUUUUUUCUUUUUUUUUUUUUUUUUAUAAAUUUAUUUAAAACACAUAACCUCUUAGUUUGUAUUUCUUUAAGUAAAAACCUGCUGGGCAAAUGCAAACUCAAAA
Molecule: messenger RNA, 2610 nt
Organism: Micropterus dolomieu (smallmouth bass)
Lineage: Eukaryota; Metazoa; Chordata; Actinopteri; Centrarchiformes; Centrarchidae
Product: forkhead box protein K2-like
Exons: 5
Coding region: 175-1176 (333 amino acids)
Biological process (GO): regulation of transcription by RNA polymerase II
Molecular function (GO): RNA polymerase II cis-regulatory region sequence-specific DNA binding; DNA-binding transcription factor activity, RNA polymerase II-specific; protein binding
Source: RefSeq, a predicted model, not a curated record